Eimeria acervulina is the source of this 2070-nucleotide messenger RNA. RefSeq lists its product as hypothetical. Bases 1 to 2070 code for a protein of 689 amino acids. The transcript has a single exon. Lineage: Eukaryota; Apicomplexa; Conoidasida; Eucoccidiorida; Eimeriidae. The record is from RefSeq and is a predicted model, not a curated record.
AUGGAGGCCGUGUCGCGGGAGAACACCCCGCGUUACAUCGAGGUUGAAGGUCAUGAGUCUGGCAAUGGCCCACAGCACGAGGGGCCCUUCCGAGGUGAUGAGCGGGGCCCUUCUGGGGACCCUGGGGCUUCUGGAGGCGGCUUUCUCUUUGCUGGACCCUCAGAGAUGGGGGAGAGUACUGUGCAGCAGCCCUCUCAGGCGACUGGCGCAGCCCACGAAGCAGGAGGUCCCUCAAAGGACUCUCUUUAUUUGCACGAAGAUCAGCAGGCUGAGAACCCUUUAGAAUCUCAGCAGCCGGUUUCUGCUAAUCUAGAGCCUUUAAAUGAAGAGCCCAGGGGACAGGAGGGCACUUCUUCCUCCGCGGUGUCUGCAGGGGCCCCCCCUCAAGGCCAAGCGACGGAGCCGCAUUUUCAGGGCAGCAGCGAGAGACAAGAGCCUGUGAGGCCUGUCAGCGAGUCUGCUGCAGUAGCGACUACAGCAGCAGCUCGCAAUACACUGAAGCGCGCAACAACUUCGAUGAGGGAGGGAGUGAAGUCAGCCUCAGCACAGGUGGUGCAUGCAGGCGAAAAGGUUGGGGCUGUUUGGAAUAAGACCUUAGACAGUGCAAUGUGGGUGUGUGCUGCAUGUGGGGCCCUAGCCAUAUUGUUAAUAGCGCUGUCUCUAGCUCUUCGAACUUGGAGGCAUCAACACCUUCCCUACACUGACGGCAACGGGGAGAACAUCGCUCGUGUAGAGCUGGGGCUUAGGUCCCUGCAGCGCAUUCAAACUCUGCAUAGAAAAGAUAGUGCAGGCACAAUCAUUAUCUAUGACCCUCCCCUUCUCUAUCAAGACGCCAUAGAAAGCGCCUACUGCGUCCCAGAUGAAGACGGCAACAGAGGCCGCAUAGAGGAGCCCCCUCAAGAAACUGCAGCAAACAAACCUAAUGAAGACAGCAGCAACGCACAAGAAGAAAAUGAACAAAGCGAAACGCCACCACCAACAGAGGAACGGCCACAAGAAGAAGAACCCGAACUGUCUGGGCAGGUAGAGCCAACUCUGCCGGAGCAGCUGCAGCAACAGCUACAGCAGCAACUGGAGCAGCUGCAAGAAGACGACCGCGGUGUGGGUUCAGCAGCAGGAGAAGCAGCAACAGGCCUCGCAUCAGCAGAAGAUGCACCAGCAACAGCAGUAGGAGGAGGCUCUUCGUUCCUCUCUCGUCGCCUUCAGGCUUCUUCUUCACUGAGCCCCGCAAAGAGAAGGGGCCCCCUAGCAAACCCUCCCCCUUUCAGCGUGACUCUUGGAAGAAACCCGGGGGCCCCCGGGUCACUGACACAGCGAUAUGCGGAGAUGCGAGAGGAUUUGCUGGGGCCCACUUUGUUUGAUUUACACUGCAAGGACUUAGAGAGAUUUAAGAAGAGCGGGGCUUUAUUCGGGCGUAUGGCGGUUGCUUAUUUGGUGUUUGCAGGUGUAGGCAUGGCUGCUGCUGCUGCUUCUUUGCUGCUGACGUCUGUAGGCACAGCUUGGGCUCAGCGCAUGCAAGACCUCCCUGUGAAUUUGAUAGGAACGGUGGCCUGGCUGGUGGCUCUGGUGCUGCAGUUAUGCGGGUUGGCGUCUUGGGGUGUAGGGACGGAUGUUGCUGCAUGCGUAACAAGCUCGGGUGGGGCUGCAGUCUGUACGUUAGGGAGUGCUGCUGCUCUCGCAAUUGGCUCUCUCGUCUUAACUCUCAUUGCUACUCUUUCUUAUUGCCUUUUCUUCACUCACAAAUUCAUUAGGGAUCUCGGGCUGGAGAAACAGCGAGAAAACAAACGCGCCGAAAUGCAAGAGGCAGAACAACAACAGAAUCAACCAGAGAUUAAAAAUAUUAAUAAAACACAAACAGAAGAAGAUCUACACCCAGCAUUCCUAGCGCCGCAAACGCAGAGUCUAGGCGGGGGGCCCCAGCCCAAGCAAACUCCUGACAGCUCCUUGGGGGCCCCAGCCAUCGGGGGGCCCCACACCAAUUCUAUGGGGGGCCCCCACCUCGCUGUUCUGGGCGAAAGUGAAACUCCUAUAAGGUCUAUUACUGAAGGCUCUCAGGCACUCCGACACUAG